This is a messenger RNA of Triticum turgidum subsp. durum (durum wheat), 1629 nucleotides long. The record is from the annotation of a GenBank genome assembly. NCBI's taxonomy places the organism in Eukaryota, Viridiplantae, Streptophyta, Magnoliopsida, Poales, Poaceae.
AUGGACCCAUCGUUGCACAAGGCGGCGGUGCAGGGGGGCGUGGCAAGCCUGAGGAAGCUGGUGGCGGAGCGCCCCGGCAUUCUUAGUUCGAAGACCCCCCGGGGGAACACCGCGCUGCACAACGCCGCCGAGCUCGGCCACACCUACUUUGCUCAGGAGGCCCUCGGCGUGAACGAUAGUCUGCUCUUGAGCAAGAACGCCGAUGGCGACACGCCGCUUCACCUGGCAUCCAGGGCGGGGCAGCUGGACGUGGUGGAUCUGCUUAUCAGCCGCGAAGGCGCAUUGCCUGCGGAGCAUCCGCACCCUCUGUUAAUGUCCAACAAGGCCGGCGACACCCCGCUGCACGCGGCGGUGAAGCACGGCAGGAGUGCCAUGGCGCUCAAGCUGUUGGACGCCGAGCCAGGCCGCAGCCACGCGCUCAACGUGGAGAAGCUGUCGCCGCUGCACAUCGCCGCCCGGGAGGGCCUCGCCGACGUCGUGGCCAAGAUCGUCAGCCAGCCCUGGGUCCACGAGAGGUAUGACCCUUCCGACUCCGGCACCCCCCUGCACCAGGCCAUCCUCGGCGGCCACACCCGGGUGGUGGAGAUUUUGCUGGAGGUGACGUGGAUCCUGGAUAUAGGGCUGACGGACUCGAGCGAGAACAACCUCCUGCACUACGCGGCGCAGAAGAACAACGCGCGCCUGGUGAAGCUGUUAAUCAACCGGAAGUCGGAUCUCGCCUACAGGAGGAAUCGGAAGCUCAUGUCCCCGCUCCACGUUGCCGCCGACCACGGCUCAACAGAGGCAGUGAAAGAGAUGCUGACGCGGUGCCCCGAUGUGACGGAGAUGGUUGAUAGUAUCGGCAGGAACGCGUUGCAUGUGGCCAUCGACAGCGACAAAGUGGACGUGCUCCGGUGCCUGCUCAAGUACGUGCGCGGCGUGGAGAUUAUCAACCGAGUCGACCACGGAGGCAACACGCCGCUUCAUCUGGCCGCCUCGUUAAAUCGAGCAGCGCUUGGCCUGGUGCUGCUCAAGAACCCCAGGGUGAACCCAUGCGUUCUCAACAGGGACGGCCAAACCGCACGGAGAAUUACCGAGAGGCAUACAGUAUCUGAGGAUAGCAUCACGGUAUACUUCUGGAAGGAGCUAAAGAUGCAAGAAUCCAUCAAAUGCAAGGGGCAGCAGCUGCCUCCUGAAACAAAGGACUUCAGCCAGUACGUACAGCAAAGGAUGGGGACCUACACCCUCGUGGCAACUCUCAUCGCCACGGUGACCUUCUCUUCCACCUUCACCAUGCCCGGCGGGUACGACCAGCAGAACGGCACCGCUCUUCUGGCGCACAGGAUGGAAUUCAAAGUGUUCGUCAUCGCCAACACCCUGGCAAUGCUAACCUCAAUCGUCGUUGUCUUCGUCUUCAUCUGGGCAAGAAGGGAGCAGCUGGGUCUUAGGACCCGCCAGGUCGUAGGGUGGAGCCACUGGCUCACAGUCAUUGCUUGCCUCUCCAUGGUCGCGUCCCUGACGACUUCUGUCUACCUCACCGUUGCCGCAACGUCCCUUUGGCUCGCGUGUGUGGUCAUUGCAAUGGGUUGCAGCACUCCUGUCGUGAUGUUUCUCAUCUUGGGCAAAGACUUGUUCUCCACGCCUGUGUAG